Molecule: messenger RNA, 2363 nt
Organism: Phragmites australis (common reed)
Lineage: Eukaryota; Viridiplantae; Streptophyta; Magnoliopsida; Poales; Poaceae
Product: DEAD-box ATP-dependent RNA helicase 30-like
Exons: 10
Coding region: 170-1873 (567 amino acids)
Molecular function (GO): RNA helicase activity; RNA binding; ATP binding
Source: RefSeq, a predicted model, not a curated record
UCCGUCCCGGCACGCCAUCAAAAGCGAACCAGCGCUUCUCUUGUCCGCCGCCACCACCAGAUCCAUCCUCCUUCUCUCCCUCACCUUACCCUUGGAGCACGGCGGCGACCUCGCCCUGCUCGCUCGUCCCGAACUCCCCGCCCCACCGGCCAAGCCCCUCCCCGGCGCCAUGAAUCCCUCCGAUCUCCGCUUCACCGACCCCUCCUCCUACCACGGCAGGCGCAGCGACCUGGCCGUGGCUCCUAUGGUCGCCCCGGCGGUGAACCCUUAUGCCGCCGCGUACCCGCCCGUGCCCGCUGCUCCCGCGGCAUCAGCGGCCGGCGACUACCCGCGCUUCGGACAGGGUGGGAGAGGCCGUGGUGGAGGCGGUUGGAGUGGCAGAGGCAGCGGCGGUGGCGGUGGCUAUGGAGGUGGUGGUAGAGGAGGAGGCCGCGGGAGGGACGGGCUUGACUCGCUCGCCCUGCCCAAGCCGGACUUCCGGAGCCUUAUACCGUUUGAGAAGAACUUCUACGUGGAGUGCCCCGCCGUGCAGGCCAUGUCGGAGGCGGAGGUGGCGCAGUAUCGCCGACUCCGUGAUAUCACGGUCGAGGGCCGAGAUGUGCCCAAGCCGGUCCGGUACUUCCAGGAAAUCAGCUUCCCAGAUUACUGCAUGCAAGCGAUUGCCAAGUCCGGAUUUGUGGAGCCAACGCCUAUUCAGUCUCAAGGUUGGCCUAUGGCUCUGAUGGGUAGGGACCUGAUUGGUAUCGCACAAACAGGCUCAGGGAAAACACUAUCUUAUCUGCUACCUGCGUUGGUUCAUGUUGGUGCACAGCCUCGGCUAGAGCAAGGUGAUGGCCCUAUUGUAUUAAUCCUUGCCCCGACAAGAGAACUGGCUGUUCAAAUACAGGAAGAAUCUACAAAAUUUGGAUCAUAUUCAAGAACUAGAAGCACAUGUGUCUAUGGUGGUGCACCGAAGGGUCCACAAAUACGUGACCUUAGGCGAGGAGUUGAGAUUGUCAUUGCAACACCUGGUCGGUUGAUUGAUAUGCUGGAAGCUGGUCACACUAACCUACGUAGAGUGACAUACCUUGUGUUGGAUGAGGCAGACCGCAUGCUAGAUAUGGGUUUUGAGCCCCAAAUUCGAAAAAUAGUUGCACAGAUCCGCCCAGACCGGCAAACCUUGUAUUGGAGUGCCACAUGGCCUAGAGAAGUGGAAGCCUUAGCCAGACAAUUUUUGCAAAAUCCUUACAAGGUAAUCAUAGGAUCAUCUGAACUUAAAGCUAACCAUUCCAUACAACAAAUCAUUGAAGUUAUUUCAGAUCAUGAAAAGUAUCCCAGACUCAGUAAGCUCUUAUCUGAUCUAAUGGAUGGGAGCCGCAUCUUGAUAUUUUUCCAAACAAAAAAAGACUGCGAUAAGAUCACCCGUCAACUUAGAAUGGAUGGAUGGCCUGCACUAUCUAUACAUGGUGAUAAAGCUCAAUCUGAAAGGGACUAUGUUCUUGCAGAGUUUAAGAGUGGCAAGAGCCCCAUAAUGGCUGCCACAGAUGUAGCGGCACGUGGUCUUGAUGUCAAGGAUAUAAAGUGUGUGAUAAAUUAUGAUUUUCCAACAACUCUUGAAGAUUAUAUUCACAGGAUAGGUAGAACUGGCCGUGCUGGUGCUAGCGGAACUGCUUUUACUUUUUUCACACAUGCAAACGCAAAGUUCUCAAGGAAUCUUGUCAAGAUUCUGCGGGAAGCCAGCCAGGUUGUGAAUCCUGCACUUGAAUCUUUGUCCAAGUCUGCCAAUUCAAUGGGAGGAGGCAAUUUUCGGUCAAGGGGCAGAAGUGGGUUUGGUAACCGGGGUCAUAUAUCUGGAUCAAAUACCUUUCCUGUAGGAGGAAGAAGGACAUAUUGAUGGCUGCAAAAGAACCAUGGGACUUCUAUUUGUAUACAACAAGGCAUUAAAUGCAUUAUUUGGGAAAUUUCCAUGAAAUUCCCCCUACUACUAGGAUUGACGGCAAGUCAAUUUUUACUACUUGGCACCAGAGCUAUGAAUCUUCUCAUAUGAAAGAUCAACAUUUAUCAACAACUUAGCAUAUGCAUUCAAGUCAAGCUUCUCAUUUGGAGGACCAGGGCCUUUUAAAGUCGGUUAUACACUGCUGAGAUUUGACUGCUGCAAGCUAUUUAUUUAUUUUUGGGUAUAACAUGAGUUAAUGUUUGCCUGAUUUUCAACUGGCAAGGCAACCACUGUCACCUGUUUUUCUCAGGAGCGAGUGGAUGUAUACUGAAUUCGGACCUGAAAACGACUUACCUUCCUAUCUCUGUUGUUUGAUUAAACAUUAAAUAUUGUAUUUGGAUCCUAAAUGUGACGUGAAUUUAGUUUGUUGAUUUCACAUUUCUAGAUA